AUGGAGUCCUCUACCAUCUUGCUCAAUCCGAACACUAGCAAGCACACCGCGCGUCCCGCUCAGCGCAGGACGAACGUCAACCCGAUCAAGGUGGAGUGGACCGCCGCUAUGGAUCGAACUCUCCUCCUCUACCAAGAACCCUCGCCACGCGCCGUUAGAGACCGCCUCGAGGAGUUGCGCAAGGAGCAAGCCGUCUUCGCCGAGAGGUCGAAGCUGAGCGCUCCAAAGAGGCCAGUCUGCAACACCAAUGCGGCAGACAUCAGCGCGCGCCUCGAGAAGGUGCGUAAGGAUCAAGAAGUCCUCCUCGAGAAGUUGAGAGCCAAGCAAGACGACGUCGAGGAGGAUUGGGUCAACAUUCCGUCGCAGAAGGAGUUCUAA
Molecule: messenger RNA, 378 nt
Organism: Saxophila tyrrhenica
Lineage: Eukaryota; Fungi; Ascomycota; Dothideomycetes; Mycosphaerellales; Extremaceae
Exons: 2
Coding region: 1-378 (125 amino acids)
Source: RefSeq, a predicted model, not a curated record